This is a messenger RNA of Trichoderma aggressivum f. europaeum, 2100 nucleotides long. RefSeq lists its product as uncharacterized. Gene Ontology annotation, biological process: microtubule-based movement; microtubule cytoskeleton organization. NCBI's taxonomy places the organism in Eukaryota, Fungi, Ascomycota, Sordariomycetes, Hypocreales, Hypocreaceae. The transcript is spliced from 7 exons. The record is from RefSeq and is a predicted model, not a curated record. The coding region runs from base 1 to 2100 and encodes 699 amino acids. Gene Ontology annotation, cellular component: meiotic spindle pole body; cytoplasmic dynein complex. Gene Ontology annotation, molecular function: dynein heavy chain binding.
AUGCGAACCUUGAAAGAUGAUGCAAGGCUGAGCAGCUGCUUCAAUUAUUCGUACAAGGCUGUAUGCGCACUGAGCUCCGGUGCAGUUGUAGUGACCAGUUACCCACUAAACGAGCUCCCACAGCACUGGACCGUAGCGCUGCGCUGCCUGGUUCUGGUUCGUCUCUCCCAGCCGACGAUUACCCAGCCCGACCCCAAUGCAGUGACCCUUGUUCCAAUCGGGUUGAUGAAGGAAAUGCUUCUGCUACCAGAGCUUGACGACACCCGCGGCGAUUCCCCCGCAGGCGCAGCGCCUCUUCCCGCCACCUACGACUCGAAGCGCGCAGCGUUUCCCCCCUAUAAGAACCCGGCGACCUCACCUCAUCAACGCGUGCGUUUCGGACGAUUACAGCCUUAUUUGCAAGGGCAUAUCUGGUUUUUAGCGACGCUGCCACCUCGGAGGUGCGGAGACGGCGACCAUGGCAAACAGGAUAUCACAGUAUACCAUGACAUCAAGGGACGGCGACAGUCAGAAUGGCGAGCCCAAGAGGAACUUGUGGACUUCAAUGCUAGAGUCAGUGGCCAGCGGCAAGAGAUUACCGGAAAAGAACCUUUUGGUCUUGGGUAUGGAGGCAUCCUCGUGGCUGGAACAUUUCCACCUUGUCGGCGGGAUUCACUGACCGUUUCCCCUUCAGGAGGCACUCCGGAAUCGCAACGGGAGUUUCUGGACUCGCUGUCAGGAUCCGAACCGAGGCGCAACUUUGACCGGCAAAAGAUUCCCCCGAUUGCGAACAACUACGCCCUGGGCUAUACUUAUUAUGAUGUUCUCGACGCGGAUCAAGAUGACACACUUGCUCGAGUUUCCCUCUAUCUCCUUUCCCAGCCCUCGGGCGAGUUUUCGUCGCUCAUCGCUCCCUUGCUUACGCCCGAGACGAUACCAAACACUGCACUGGUAAUACUGUUGGACUGGUCGCACCCGCAUUUGUGGCUGCGUCAGAUCUGGACAUGGCUGCAGGUGUUCCAGGAAGUCCUAGAGCACAUAAGCAGAGAUGUGCAAACAGAGAUGGAGGAGGUCAUGAACAAUUGGAAAGAGAGGGGAAGGGGAGGCUCGUCGGUCAACCUGGACGGCACUCCAUCCGCCACCGUCGCCAAUGGCGAUAGCAAUGGUUCAUUACCGCUUGGGCCGGGCGAAUGGACUGAGCCUCUUGGGCUGCCGUUGUGUGUUGUGUGUCAAAACUCGCAAAAGAUCGACUUUUUAGAGAAGAGCAAAGGGUGGAAAGAACCGGACUUUGACGGAGUGCUACAGAAUUUGCGAACAGUCCUGCUGAGACACGGCGCUUCACUCAUAUACACAUCACAAAGCGCCGCAUCUCAACUCCCCAUUCUUAUACACUCAACUCUCGGCAUCACUUCUCUUUUGAAACGCCAACCCCUGAAACACAACGUCAUCGACCGAGAUAAGAUUGUCGUCCCCCCGAACUGGGAUUCUUGGGGCAAGAUUAGAGUUCUGGGCGGCUCGUUCGACACGGAAAAGGUGUCGCAGUACUGGUCCGAGGACAUCAAGAUUCCCCUCGGCGCCCCUCCCCCAACCCUAGCCCUGCCCGACCCCGAAGACGACGACGACAACGGCUCGAACCAGCUACCUCAAGUCGAGAGCGCCAUCGCGCUCUACGAAGACUGGUGCAGAGAUCCGAAUAGUGGAGGACUCGCCCUCGUGGAGAGCGCCAUGAACGACGGCACGGAGGUGGCUGUCGAAAGUGAAGACACGCAGGACUUUCUCGAACGACAGCUCAAGAUUCUGGAGGCGUACAAGUCAAAAGCGCCGGAGAAAUCGACGGACAGUGCCGCCUCUAGCUCGACGAGGAGAAUCGACUAUGAUGAAAAGACUGUCAAUGAGCAUAUCGGUCCCGUGCAGUUCAAUAUGGGCGGCAUUCAAGUUGACGCUGACGAUAUGCUGCAGCGCCUUAAGGACCGCAAUGCACACAUCGCGGCUGACGUUCCCUCCGUCGAGCCAGAAGGCGCAGUCAGCAACAUGGCCAAGGACUUUGACAAUGAACAGCUACAUGAUUUCUUCUCGGGCCUGAUGAACAGGACGGCCGGGGCCGCUGACGGAGGGCGCUGA